Uranotaenia lowii is the source of this 1175-nucleotide messenger RNA. RefSeq names its product probable nuclear transport factor 2 (gene Ntf-2). Bases 297 to 689 code for a protein of 130 amino acids. The transcript has 5 exons. Gene Ontology annotation, cellular component: nuclear pore central transport channel. Lineage: Eukaryota; Metazoa; Arthropoda; Insecta; Diptera; Culicidae. The record is from RefSeq and is a predicted model, not a curated record. Gene Ontology annotation, biological process: protein import into nucleus.
CUUUUGGUUCAGUGUAAAAUGGCGGCAACACUGGCUGGAUGCACUCUUUUUGUGUAACGACGAUUCAUCUGCGAAAGAGAAUCAUCCGCAGUCAUCGCAUUUUGUGCAGGAAGGAAAGAAGACGAUUUCGGCCAUCACGGCUCCGUUUGCUGAAGGUAAGCGUAAAACUACUCGAUCCGCUGGUGCGUUCACAUUUUGACCGGUCUCGAGGGAGAAAGUGUAGUGGAUAGUCCCAUUUUCGGAACAGCGAGUGCGAUUGCAGCAACCUGAACUUUCGUCCGAUUAAAACAACGAAUAUGACCCUCAAUCCGCAGUACGAAGAGAUUGGCAAGGGAUUCGUCACUCAGUACUAUGCCCUGUUCGAUGAUCCCAACCAAAGGGUGAACCUGGUCCAGUUGUACAACGCGGAGUUAUCCUUUAUGACCUUUGAGGGUCAGCAAAUUCAGGGAGCGGCCAAAAUUUUAGAAAAAUUACAGAGUUUGACCUUCCAGAAGAUAAACCGGAUACUGACGGCGGUAGACUCACAGCCUACUUUCGACGGUGGAGUUCUUAUAAACGUUCUGGGCCGAUUGCAAACUGAUGAAGAUCAACCUCACGAUUAUACGCAAACGUUUGUACUAAAGCCGAUGGGAACCAGCUUUUUCGUCCAACACGACAUCUUCAGACUAGCGUUGCACGAUAUGGCGUAGCAUGUCCUGGUCCUCUCAAGCGCUUUGCUUCUCUCCCGGUUAGCGUAAAAUUAUCGUUUGUUUCUGCGUAAUCUGUUACCUAAUGUGUAUCCAAGAAUGCAACAAUACUAGACAAACAAAACCGUGCGUGAAUUGUUAGAAGAGACAAAAAAUUCUGAAAUAACUCGAAGUACAGGGCCUCGUUCGAAAUCAAGCAAGAAAAAACGGUAGUCAAGCAACAAACACGGAAAAAACCUACGGAACCUUCAAAUGGAGCCUUUCACAUGCACAUACACACGUCGCUAUAUUGUUAAACGAAGCAUGAAAGUAAAACAUCCGCCACAGAAGGUCUUGAAUACGUCACAUGUCUUAUUUUCCCGUUUUUAUGUAUGAAUACAUUUUGUUUCAUUACAUACCUACUAAUUUAUAACAAACACUUGACCUUAUGAAACUAUUAUAGAAGUUUAGUAAAACGAAGAAUAAACAAAUUUAAAAAAAAUCUUCAAA